Messenger RNA from Eleginops maclovinus (Patagonian blennie), 1420 nucleotides. Its product is annotated as ras-related protein Rap-1A. The transcript is spliced from 9 exons. Gene Ontology annotation, cellular component: plasma membrane. The record is from RefSeq and is a predicted model, not a curated record. Gene Ontology annotation, molecular function: GDP binding; GTP binding; GTPase activity. Gene Ontology annotation, biological process: Rap protein signal transduction; negative regulation of synaptic vesicle exocytosis; cellular response to cAMP. NCBI's taxonomy places the organism in Eukaryota, Metazoa, Chordata, Actinopteri, Perciformes, Eleginopidae. The coding region runs from base 303 to 860 and encodes 185 amino acids.
CUCAUCCUUUUCCAUACUAGCACCAUGAUUGGCUGAGCCAGGGCCACAUUAGCAGCUGUGAUUGGCUGAGACUGGUCCAAUCAUUACGCUUCAUCCACAGUGAGCUUUAGCAGCGGAGAACACGGGCCGACUUCCUGUCUGAACAUUGCGGUGCAGCCUGGUUUUUCUGCCCCACACCUGGCCUGCCCGCCCGCUGACAUCAGUGUACCUGAGGAUCUGCCUGCCCCCCCCCCCUCCCCAGAUGUAGAGGGAGUCCUCCUCUGCAGCAGCCGUGAACACAACCCCGUCAGUGACGUUCCACCAUGCGUGAAUACAAGCUCGUGGUGCUGGGUUCAGGAGGCGUGGGAAAAUCUGCACUGACAGUCCAGUUCGUGCAAGGCAUUUUUGUGGAGAAGUACGACCCCACAAUAGAAGACUCAUACAGAAAGCAGGUGGAGGUGGACGGGCAGCAGUGCAUGCUGGAGAUCCUGGACACGGCCGGAACAGAGCAGUUCACGGCAAUGCGGGACCUGUACAUGAAGAACGGUCAGGGCUUCGCUCUGGUUUAUUCCAUCACCGCUCAGUCCACCUUCAACGACCUGCAGGACCUGAGAGAGCAGAUCCUCCGGGUGAAGGACACCGAGGACGUCCCGAUGAUCCUGGUGGGCAACAAGUGUGACCUGGAGGACGAGCGGGUGGUGGGGAAAGAGCAGGGGCAGAACCUGGCCCGGCAGUGGAGCAACUGUGCCUUUUUAGAGACUUCAGCCAAAUCAAAGAUCAACGUUAAUGAGAUUUUCUAUGACCUGGUGAGGCAGAUCAACAGGAAAACGCCGAUGGAAAAGAAGAAGACAAAAAAGAAGUCGAAUUGCACGCUGCUGUAAAAACCUGCUGCAGCUCAGGCAGAGCGGUGUAGCGACGGACGGUUCGCCCGGUGGAGACCCUUCUUCACCUCUCAACCACGGCAGGAGACGGCACAUACUCUCAGAUUCUCUUCUCUGCUUCGUGAAGAAAUCCACCUUUUAGUUUUACUGUCGUCCCGAUGGCGGCUUUUUACCUGUUCUUCUCCGAGGUGUCUUUCUUUAGUGUACACGAAGAGCGCGUCGGUUUGAAUCCUAAAUGUUUUACAGUAACCUCCAUCGUGUUGUGCGUCGCAGACGGAGACCCUGCACUAACAGCGGACCUCCAGUCCGGCCGUAACAUCUUUCCUAAGUGACUUUGUUUUUUAUCGAGAGCUGCAAGCCUUCCACGCUCCCCGUAAUAUAUUCUACUUCCAUUUUUGCAUAAUAAUACAGCUAAGGAAAUUAGUAUUUUAUAGACUGAAGGGGGGGUGGUGAUUUGUGUCUUGAGGCUGAAAUAUAUUGUACUAAACCGACUCUAAUAUCGCUGUCACAGAUGAUUUUCCAGCUUUUAUGAAUGAUUAAAUUUUAGUACAUUUUCAUUA